AUGAAAUUUCCCCUACUUCUGGCUCUUCUAUUUGGGAUGGUUUCAGCUUUUCAUCUGAGGACUGAAAUGGCCAACACUGAGAGCCCCUUGGGAGCUGACACCCUGCCUCAGGUUGGCGUGAUUCAGAAAGUGGAGGAGCAGGUGCUGCUAGAGAAAGAGGAAAAGGGGGGCUGUGAAAGUGAAGAUGCCCCCAGGGAAGAGGGGGCUGUUGAGUCCAUCUCCACCUUGCAUGAGGUGGACAAGGAGAACCUUCAGUGUCCUAAGGAUGAGGACACAGUAAAACUGGAGGGCAUCCCUGGAUGCAAGACCUGCCGCUUCCUCCUGGUGAGGAGCCUCACGACUUUCAUUCAUGCUCAGUAUACUUGCCAGGUGUGCUACCGGGGCAGAUUCAUCUCCAUCCACAACUUUGGCCUGAAUUACCAGAUCCCGUGCUUAGUCAGAGGGAUCAACCAGGGCCAAGUCUGGAUCAGAGGCCAGGUCACCGGCUGGCUAAGAGGGGUCCCAGCUCUCGGUGGGGAGUGCCUCCUGAUCCCAGCCCGUGCUCAACCUGCUACAGAUUUGUCUGUGUUUCUCCUCUACAAUCCCCUGAAGAAUUGGGGACAGAUGGACACCUGGGCAAGACACCAAGGGGGCUGCCUCAGCAUCGGGAACAGCCAAGCAUUUAGAACCAGGAUGUUUGGGUACAAGUUCCGCUCAGUCCGUGGCUGUCUAUGUGACUCGGACAAGACCAUGAUGCAGGGUCACUGCACAUGCUUUCACUGGCUUGACCACACUCCCUGGAAUUUUGCCUACUGGGCUGCCAGCCAGCCCUGGUGCAGAGCUGGUGGAUGUGUGACUCUGUGCACUCGAGGAGGCCACUGGCGUUGAGCUCACUGGGGCCUGAGCCUCCCGUUCGUCUGUUCCUACUGA
Messenger RNA from Hippopotamus amphibius kiboko, 909 nucleotides. It is a transcript of the gene PRG2, whose product is annotated as proteoglycan 2, pro eosinophil major basic protein. The record is from RefSeq and is a predicted model, not a curated record. Gene Ontology annotation, biological process: immune response. Lineage: Eukaryota; Metazoa; Chordata; Mammalia; Artiodactyla; Hippopotamidae.